CCAGGUCGGAUCCUCCUCAGACCUUCGGCGAAGUAAAAUACGGCGCAAAAAGUCGCAAUCUGGUCGCUUUACGUCGGAGCACACCGCACCAACCGAAGAGUGUCGUGUUUCUUCUUUCUGAGGCGAUAGUCCAGAAUUCGCCCCCGACUGGAUCCGUCCUUCGCCAACAUCGAGCAAAAAGGGAGACCCGAUCCCAGGCCUCUGAUCCAGGGCGGAGGGAGGAGAGGAGGUCACUGGGAGUCGGGAUGGAGACCGCAGAGGGAGACGGCUGCGCCGCCGGACCGGGGACCGGCUGCGCCUCCUUCAACCAAGACUCCACGUCAUUGGCCGUGGGGACAAAAACUGGCUACAGGUUGUUCUCUCUGACCCUGGUGGACAAACUGGACUGCAUCCAUGAGAGUGCAGAGACCCCUGACGUGUACAUCAUAGAGCGACUCUUCUCCAGCAGCCUGGUGGUGGUAGUGAGCAUGGCCACGCCACGCCGCAUGAACGUCUACCAUUUCAAGAAGGGCACAGAGAUCUGCAACUACAGCUACUCCAAUGACAUCGUGGCUGUCAGACUUAAUAGACAGAGGCUUGUAGUGUGCCUGGAAGAGUCCAUUUACAUCCACAACAUCAAAGACAUGAAGCUGCUGAAGACGCUGCUCAACACACCAUCCAACCCCUCAGGUCUAUGUGCCCUUUCAAUUAAUCAUUCCAACUCCUACCUGGCAUACCCCGGCAGUGCCACGAUUGGAGAGAUUGUGGUGUACGACUCCAAUAAGCUGAGUACGGUGACCAUGAUCCCAGCUCACGACAGUCCGCUGGCAGCCAUCUCCUUCAACGCUUUGGGCACCCAGCUCGCCAGCGCCUCCCAGAAGGGUACUGUUAUACGAGUUUUUUCCAUUCCUGAUGGUUUGCGCCUGUUUGAGUUCCGCCGCGGAAUGAAAAGGUAUGUCAGCAUCAGCUCUUUGUCAUUCAGCUCUGACGGCGAGUUCCUCUGUGCUUCCAGCAACACAGAGACAGUGCACAUCUUUAAACUGGAGCAACUGGGACCAAGCGACGAAGACGAGGCUUCUACAUGGACGUCCUAUGUGGGGAAGAUGUUUUCAGCAGCCAGCAGCUACCUCCCUGCCCAGGUAUCCGGCAUGAUGAGUCAGGACCGUGCCUUCGCCACUGCACACCUCUUAACAUCUGGGCAGAGGAACAUCUGCACCCUCGCCGUGAUCCAGAAGAUCCCGCGGCUGCUGGUGGCCUCGGCUGAUGGGCAGCUAUUUCUCUACAACGUUGACCCACAGGAGGGAGGCGAGUGUGUGCUGGCUUACAAACACAGGCUUUUUGGUACUGAUGAGGACAUUGGGCAAAAGGACGAGUCUGAGGGGUCAGAGGUCGCAGUGUCUCCACAACAAGCUUGUCCAUCCUACGCUGCGACUGUUGCGAUACCAGCCACCGGACCCGUCACUGCAACUCUAACAGGCUACUCUGAGGAUGGCGGGGCAAAGAAAGGCGAAGUCAUCCCAGAGUAUGAGUUUGCUGCUGGACCUGUCUGUCUGGAUGACGAGAAUGAGUUUCCCCCUGUGAGCAUCUCCUAGAUUAAUAUCUGCAGCAACACGACUUGAGAUGGGCUGCAGAGACUCGUGAAUCAUAGAAGACCCACCGGACAAACAGACAGGUGAAGAGCAAGAGAUGACAUUUCAUGCCCACCGUGAAAGAGACAACAGACAAGCAGCAGUGUACGAGCCGGAACAAAAAAAAAAAGGAAAAAAGGAAAAACUGAACCAUCUUUCAGGGAGGAAAAGGAAAAAAAAACCUGAUUAUAUCAAAGAUAAGUAGGGGAAUAUUCAAGCUUUAGAUGUCACUUGCUCAUUUGUAAGCGAUGAUAUUGUUCCCUAAUGAGUUACUGUAUGGGGAUGUUUUAUAGAAGUAUGAGGUGAUUGCCUGGCCAGAAAUAUAACCACAGUUUUAUACGGCUGCAUUUACUUGACAGAUGUUCCAUUAAGUUGCACUAUUGUGCCAACAUCAUAUUUUUAUUAUGUUCAAUAACAUCAAUGGUAGCUGAACCCCAAAAUAAAUCUUAUCUUUUUGAUUUUUUAAUCCUUUGUAUUUCCCGGUAUUGAUACCUAUUAAUUAUUGACACGUAUACCCACAUAAAUUUCAGCAUGUAUGUAUUUAUGUAUUUAUGUGCCUAUUAUCUUUUCUAAAGCAUAGUGUUUCCAAAAUUGCACAAUACUGAAAAAGAAAAAAAAUGGACUGGAGUGGAAUUAAAUUUAUUCGAUGCAAAAAAAAAGUCU
Molecule: messenger RNA, 2270 nt
Organism: Lampris incognitus (smalleye Pacific opah)
Lineage: Eukaryota; Metazoa; Chordata; Actinopteri; Lampriformes; Lampridae
Gene: wipi1
Product: WD repeat domain, phosphoinositide interacting 1
Exons: 13
Coding region: 246-1571 (441 amino acids)
Biological process (GO): nucleophagy; protein localization to phagophore assembly site; autophagy of mitochondrion
Cellular component (GO): cytosol; phagophore assembly site membrane; extrinsic component of membrane
Molecular function (GO): phosphatidylinositol-3-phosphate binding; protein binding; phosphatidylinositol-3,5-bisphosphate binding
Source: RefSeq, a predicted model, not a curated record